AUGGAGUACAAGCUGGCAGUGGAUUCCACCAAGAAGGCCACGGAGCUGCCGCUGCUGAGGAUUUGUGGCACUGUGCAACAGAAUCCGCAUAUGCGUGCCUUCUGGGCCAGCACAAUCUCUUUCUUCCUUGCCUUCCUGGGCUGGUUUGCCUUGGCGCCUUUGGGUCUCGAAGUUGCGACCAGCAUGGGGACGUGCGAGAACCAGCUCUUCCCUCCUACGGACUUCCCAAUGCGACCAGCCUACCUGAAGUUCAAGAACUUGAAGAGUGGGCUGAGCUAUUGCCAGUAUGGUGUCCUCAAGGAGGACGGCAAGCUGAUCGACUGCAAAGACGUCCCCGCAGAUGUGGAGAGCGGUGCCGACUCAACCGCCGAGCAGAAGGAGAAGUACAGGCCCCAGGUGCUCGCAAAGUGCGUGUGCACCCCAGGCACUGAGUGCAAGUCGGUGAUAGCGAACGCGGGCGUGGCCUCGGUUGCAUCGACCAUCUUCGUGAGGAUAGCCUUGGGGACGCUCCUAGAGCGCUUUGGCCCGGUGAACGUUCAGUGCGGCUUAAUGUCCUUCGGGGCUUUCUGGGUGGCCAUGGCGGCCGCCAUUACGGCUCCAUGGAACUAUACGCUGAUCCGUUUCUUCAUAGGCUGCGCUGGCGCCACGUUCGUGACCAAUCAGUUCUGGUGCUCGCUGAUGUUUGCCCCCAACGUGGUCGGCACGGCCAACGCCACUGCGGCCGGUUGGGGCAACCUGGGAGGCGGCGUGACCCAGAUUUUUAUGAUGUCAGUACUUUUCAAUCCUAUGGUGGCCUCCGGAAUGGAGCCGAAUGUUGCCUGGCGUGUCUCCAUGGUGGUGCCAGCGGUCAUGUUCGUCGUUUGUGCCAUUUGCAUGAAGCUCAUGUGCUGGGAUAUGCCGACGGCACGCAACUACGAUCCGACCGUGACCGGCAAGACCCAAAAGCCUUCGAUGUGGGACUAUGUCGAGGUGCUGCGCGACGUUCGCGUCGUGGAACUCGCAAUGAACAAUCAGUUGGCCACGCAUUUUCGGACGUACUUCCAGAUGGAUGCAGGUGAUGCUAGCGCCCUGGCUGGUGCUUUCGGACUGAUGAACCUGUUCGCACGAUCUCUGGGCAUCAGCAGCGAUGUUUGCUUCAAGUACUUCGGCUUCCGCGGCAUUUGGGCUCAGUUCCUGGCACUCUUCUUCGAGGCUAUCUUCCUGUUUAGCUUCGGAAAGGUGGACAAUUCACAGCCUUGGUACGUGGCCUUGGCAGUCUUGGUUUGCUUCUCGCUCUUUGUGCAGAUGGCUGAGGGCACCUCCUACGGCAUCGUGCCCUUCAUGAACCGGAAGCAGCUCGCAGUUGUGUCCGCACUUGUGGGUGCCGGUGGAAAUCUCGGGGCAGUGAUUGCAGGCUUCUGCUUCUACAAGCCGAUCCAGGACGCCCUGCUGCCUUUCCAGGUCCAUGCGGGCUAUGUCAUGUUUUGGGCGCUGCUGAGCCCCUGCUACUACUGGUCCGAGAUGGGUGGGAUGUUCCACGGACCGGCACAGAGCUUCGAGAAGGCCACGGGCCUCAAGACCAAAGCGGGCAUGUGGAAAAUCCGCGCCAUUAAUUUCGGCAAGACGGGGGGCGGGGACACAGGGAAAGGCAAGACCCAAAGCGGCGAGUACGAGUCUCACGCGGAGUCCGUGGCCACCACUGCGUACAAGCUGGCAGUGGAUUCCACCAAGAAGGCCACGGAGCUGCCGCUACUGAGGAUUUGUGGCACCGUGCAGCAGAAUCCGCAUAUGCGCUGGUUUGCCUUGGCGCCUUUGGGUCUCGAAGUUGCGACCAGCAUGGGGACGUGCGAGAACCAGCUCUUCCCUCCUACGGACUUCCCAACGCGACCAGCCUACCUGAAGUUCAAGAACUUGAAGAGUGGGCUGAGCUAUUGCCAGUAUGGUGUCCUCAAGGAGGACGGCAAGCUGAUCGACUGCAAAGACGUCCCCGCAGAUGUGGAGAGCGGUGCCGACUCAACCGCCGAGCAGAAGGAGAAGUACAGGCCCCAGGUGCUCGCAAAGUGCGUGUGCACCCCAGGCACUGAGUGCAAGUCGGUGAUAGCGAACGCGGGCGUGGCCUCGGUUGCAUCGACCAUCUUCGUGAGGAUAGCCUUGGGGACGCUCCUAGAGCGCUUUGGCCCGGUGAACGUUCAGUGCGGCUUAAUGUCCUUCGGGGCUUUCUGGGUGGCCAUGGCGGCCGCCAUUACGGCUCCAUGGAACUAUACGCUGAUCCGCUGCGCUGGCGCCACGUUCGUGACCAAUCAGUUCUGGUGCUCGCUGAUGUUUGCCCCCAACGUGGUCGGCACGGCCAACGCCACUGCGGCCGGUUGGGGCAACUUGGGAGGCGGCGUGACCCAGAUUUUUAUGAUGUCAGUACUUUUCAAUCCUAUGGUGGCCUCCGGAAUGGAGCCGAAUGUUGCCUGGCGUGUCUCCAUGGUGGUGCCAGCGGUCAUGUUCGUCGUUUGUGCCAUUUGCAUGAAGCUCAUGUGCUGGGAUAUGCCGACGGCACGCAACUACGAUCCGACCGUGACCGGCAAGACCCAAAAGCCUUCGAUGUGGGACUAUGUCGAGGUGCUGCGCGACGUUCGCGUCGUGGUCAUGAUAUUCCAAUAUUCCGCGUGUUUUGGCACAGAACUCGCAAUGAACAAUCAGUUGGCCACGCAUUUUCGGACGUACUUCCAGAUGGAUGCAGGUGAUGCUAGCGCCCUGGCUGGUGCUUUCGGACUGAUGAACCUGUUCGCACGAUCUCUGGGAGGCAUCAGCAGCGAUGUUUGCUUCAAGUACUUCGGCUUCCGCGGCCGCAUUUGGGCUCAGUUCCUGGCACUCUUCUUCGAAGCUAUCUUCCUGUUUAGCUUCGGAAAGGUGGACAAUUCACAGCCUUGGUACGUGGCCUUGGCAGUCUUGGUUUGCUUCUCGCUCUUUGUGCAGAUGGCUGAGGGCACCUCCUACGGCAUCGUGCCCUUCAUGAAGCAGCUCGCAGUUGUGUCCGCACUUGUGGGUGCCGGUGGAAAUCUCGGGGCAGUGAUUGCAGGCUUCUGCUUCUACAAGCCGAUCCAGGACGCCCUGCUGCCUUUCCAGGUCCAUGCGGGCUAUGUCAUGUUUUGGGCGCUGCUGAGCCCCUGCUACUACUGGUCCGAGAUGGGUGGGAUGUUCCACGGACCGGCACAGAGCUUCGAGAAGGGCAAGACUCAAAGCAGCGAGUCCGAGUCUUACACCGAGUCCGAGGCCACCAGUGAGAACUGCAUGUGA
Symbiodinium sp. CCMP2592 is the source of this 3267-nucleotide messenger RNA. The record is from the annotation of a GenBank genome assembly. NCBI's taxonomy places the organism in Eukaryota, Dinophyceae, Suessiales, Symbiodiniaceae.